This is a messenger RNA of Vigna angularis (adzuki bean), 2444 nucleotides long. Its product is annotated as aldehyde dehydrogenase 22A1. Lineage: Eukaryota; Viridiplantae; Streptophyta; Magnoliopsida; Fabales; Fabaceae. Gene Ontology annotation, molecular function: aldehyde dehydrogenase (NAD+) activity. The record is from RefSeq and is a predicted model, not a curated record. Bases 424 to 2235 code for a protein of 603 amino acids. The transcript has 14 exons.
UAUUUUUUGAAUGGAUUUAUUUUAAUCACUCCUUCCUUUCACGAGAAAAAAAUGAUAAAGAAUGCAGAUAGAGAUCAAAAAGGAGACCCAGGAGAGAAGUAAAGUACAUUAAAAACGACAAGACGCAUCACGCUUCGAAUGGAAUCUGGUUUCCUUUUCCCUCAUUUCGUGCUAUCAACUGAAUUUUCCGCUUCGUUUUGCUCAUAAAGAUCGUUAUCGUUACCACCAAUGCCAUCAUCAUCAUCUUCACGACGCUUACACUUACACUGAGUGAGUGAGUGAGUGAGGGCGUUGUUCUGUAAAAACACUCUGCAGAGCCUUCAAGCUAGAGAGCAUCGAUCGAACUCCAAGCCCUAGGUGUUACUGGUUUUCUUCCGAUCGAAUCUGCGACUUUUCAUUUCGUAUUGAAUCUCCGAAUUUCCAAUGGCGUUUUGGUGGCCAUUGCUCGUUUUAGCGUUCGCUUACGGUAUCUGUAGGUUCCUUCUCAUGCUCAUUCCUCCUAAGGUUCCUUCCAUCGACGUUGACACUUCCGAUGUUCUGGACGAUGGAAACCAGCAGCAGGAGAAUAGUUUCAUAUAUGUACCUCCGAGGGGAACGUCGCAGCAAUCAGGGAAAAUAGUUCAGUGCUAUGAACCAGCAACUAUGAAAUAUUUGGGAUACGUUCCUGCAUUGACGCAUGAUGAGGUCAAGGAUCGAGUGACAAAAGUAAGGAAGGCACAGAAAAUGUGGGCAAAGUCCAGCUUCAAGCAAAGGCGCUUAUUUUUGCGUAUACUUUUGAAGUAUAUAAUUAAGCAUCAAGCACUUAUAUGCGAUUUAUGUUCUUUAAUUAGAAUAUCUUCUCGAGAUACCGGAAAGACAAUGGUCGAUGCCUCUUUAGGAGAAAUAAUGACAACAUGUGAGAAGAUCAAUUGGCUACUGUCAGAGGGCGAGCAAUGGUUAAAGCCUGAAUAUCGGUCUUCCGGGAGAUCAAUGCUCCACAAAAGAGCUAAAGUAGAGUUUCAUCCUCUCGGUGUUAUCGGAGCAAUUGUUUCAUGGAAUUAUCCUUUCCACAAUAUUUUUAAUCCUAUGUUGGUGGCAAUUUUUUCUGGAAAUGGUAUUGUGAUUAAGAUAUCAGAACAUGCAAGUUGGUCUGGAUGCUUUUACUUCCGGAUCAUCCAAUCAGCCCUAGCUGCCAUAGGAGCUCCAGAGGACCUUGUUGAGGUGAUAACAGGGUUUUCCGAAACAGGAGAAGCAUUAGUAUCUUCUGUUGAUAAAGUCAUAUUUGUUGGAUCGCCUGGUGUUGGUAAGAUGAUAAUGAGCAAUGCUGCCAACACACUUAUACCAGUGACACUGGAGCUUGGUGGCAAAGAUGCAUUUAUUGUCUGUGAAGAUGUAGAUCUGGAUCAUGUCGCACAAAUUGCUGUCAGGGCUGUUCUUCAGUCAAGUGGACAGAACUGUGCUGGGGCAGAGCGAUUUUAUGUCCACAGGGAAAUUUAUUCUUCUUUUGUCAGUAAAGUCACCAAAAUUGUGAAAUCUGUUACAGCUGGCCCACCGCUUGGUGGAAAGUAUGAUAUGGGAGCUUUAUGCAUGCAUGAACAUUCUGAAAAGCUUGAGGGCCUAUUAAAUGAUGCUUUAGACAAAGGAGCCGAGAUUGUUGCCCGUGGGAGUCUUGGAAAUAUAGGUGAAGACGCAGUUGAUCAAUAUUUCCCCCCUACUGUGAUUGUGAAUGUGAACCACUCAAUGAGAUUGAUGCAAGAAGAGGCAUUUGGACCAAUCAUGCCAAUAAUGAAAUUCAGCUCUGAUGAGGAGGUUGUCAAACUUGCAAAUGACUCAAAGUAUGGGCUGGGCUGUGCUGUUUUCUCAGGCAAUCAGAGUCGUGCGAGAGAGAUAGCUUCACAGAUACAUGCUGGGGUAGCUGCUGUUAAUGAUUUUGCAUCAACAUACAUGUGCCAGUCCCUUCCAUUUGGGGGUGUGAAGCACAGUGGAUUUGGACGAUUUGGUGGUGUAGAAGGUUUGCGAGCUUGCUGUCUUGUUAAAGCAGUUGUUGAAGAUAGAUGGUGGCCAUUUGUUAAAACCAAGAUACCUAAGCCUAUUCAGUAUCCGCUUGCAGAGAAUGGCUUCGAAUUUCAGGAGUCACUUGUUGAAGCGCUUUAUGGUCUUGGCAUAAGGGAUCGUUUGCGAGCAUUGGUAAACGUUUUAAAAAUGCUUACGGAGCAGAACCCUGCUAGCAGCAGCAAUAAAAGAAGAAAUGACUGAUUGUCUGUUCGGGUAAUGUGCUAGACGGCUGAUAUUAUACUGAAAUCCCGAUGAUGCUAUUUGCUGUGAAAGAAGAAAUAAAUAAUUGGAUGAUUGCUCUUGCUUCUCAUAUUUAUCUCUCUAACUACUAUUUUUGUACAUCUGCUUCCCGUUCUGUUCCCUCCUUUUUGUGGAGCUUUGGUUUUAGUUUAAUAUUAUUUUUAAAUGCU